Molecule: messenger RNA, 654 nt
Organism: Cladophialophora yegresii CBS 114405
Lineage: Eukaryota; Fungi; Ascomycota; Eurotiomycetes; Chaetothyriales; Herpotrichiellaceae
Exons: 2
Coding region: 1-654 (217 amino acids)
Source: RefSeq, a predicted model, not a curated record
AUGUUCCCAGGGACUCCAAGGCGAAAUCACCGCUGGGUGUUAUUUCUCACGCUCAUCAAGCGAGGGAGACAUCAGGCAGCCUCUGUUGACAAAUUCACCACCGACUAUUACCUCCCAGACGGCUCUUAUGGCUCGAUCAUAUCGGGAAACUAUACCACUCCGGAUGGUGGUCAAGCCAACCUGAUCACAGGAGACUAUCAGUUGGCGAAUGGACAGAGGGGGAACAUCUACCGAGCAGACAGCCUGGAUGAGCCGAAUACUCCCAGCUUGCCAAUCCCAACACCGUGGACCAGUAGUGGAGUUGGUUCCGCCAUACCAGCAAGCCAAGUUGGAUCUCAAGCAUUCGCCAAUACGUCUGCGACGCCAUCCUGGCCCAUUCUCACAACCACAGGUGUGACGAGCACGGGUACCUUGUUGACAUCUCUUACGAACGCUUCCGCUACCCGUGCUGCCAGCAGUCUUGUGCAUAAUAUCACGGUUCUCUCUGGAGGUCCAACCGUCGCGACUUCGAGUAGCACGCCGGCAGCGAGCAGCACUGGACCACCACAGCCAGAGAUCACGCCUCCGAUACCCAGCGCAGCGGUGAUGUGGAAAUGUGGUGGAAUAUAUAGCUUAUGGUUGCUGGCAGUGGUUUCACACAUGGUGAUGAUUUGA